UCCCGGCAUGCCAUUCGCUGCACUCUGACCGGCUCGUUGUCGGAAACAUGGCGGCCAUCAGCAAAUACUUGACAGCUAAGAACUCUUCCAUUGUUGGUGGCGUUUUACUAGCUUUGUAUCUACUCAGACAAAGACGAAGAUCAGCCAAGUAUAACGGUAAAAAAGGGUCCUCAGAACUGCAGUUGAGCAAUGAUAAAGAUGCAAAGAAAGACAGGGCAGCAGUGGACAAGGUCUUCUUCUCGCGACUUUGCCGGAUCGUGAGGAUCAUGGUGCCCAGAAUGUUUUGUAAAGAGUCUGGGUAUAUGUUCCUCAUCGCCGCGAUGCUGGUGGCUCGCACAUACUGCGAUGUGUGGAUGAUCCAGAAUGGGACAAUGAUUGAAAGUGCAAUUAUCGGUCGCUCGACAAAAGAUUUCAAGAGGUACUUGUACAACUUUAUCACAGCCAUGCCUCUUAUAGCCCUGAUAAACAACUUUUUGAAGCUGGGGCUCUAUGAAUUGAAACUUCGAUUUCGAGUGAGGCUCACCAAGCACCUUUAUGAUGAGUACCUGAAAGGUUACACCUACUACAAAAUGGGCAACCUGGAUAAUCGCAUUGCUAAUGCUGACCAGCUGCUCACACAGGAUGUAGAGAAAUUCUGUAACAGUGUGGUGGACCUCUACUCCAACCUGAGCAAGCCGCUCCUUGACAUAGGCCUGUACAUCUUCAAGCUGACAAGUGCUAUCGGUGCCCAAGGCCCUACCUGCAUGAUGACCUACUUGCUGAUCUCCGGGCUCUUCCUGACGAGGCUACGGAGACCCAUCGGCAAAAUGACAGUGAUGGAGCAGAGAUACGAGGGAGAGUACAGAUUCGUCAACUCCCGCCUCAUCACAAAUAGCGAAGAAAUUGCCUUCUACAACGGCAACAAACGAGAGAAGAUGACGAUUUACCACACCUUCCAGAAGCUGGUUGACCACUUGCACAACUUCAUCUUCUUCCGUUUCUCCAUGGGCUUUGUGGACAGUAUCAUUGCCAAGUACCUGGCCACCGUUGUGGGCUACCUGGUGGUUAGCCGGCCCUUCCUGAAUCUGGCUCACCCUCGCCACCUCCAGAGCUCACAUGCAGAACUGCUGGAGGAUUACUACCAGAGUGGCCGUAUGCUGCUGCGCAUGUCUCAGGCUCUGGGCAGGAUCGUGCUGGCCGGCAGAGAGAUGACCAGGCUCUCAGGGUUCACAGCUAGGAUAACAGAGCUGAUGAAGGUUCUGAAGGAGCUGAAUUCUGGGAAAUACGAGCGUACCAUGGUUUCUCAGAAUGAAGGAGUUCAAAUGGACAUGCGAGAAAAACUCACCCUGGUGCCUGGAAGCGGAGAGAUUAUUAAUGCGGACAAAAUCAUUAAGUUCGACCAUACGCCUUUAGCAACACCCAACGGUGAUAUUCUCAUCAGAGAUCUUACCUUUGAGGUAAGGUCUGGAACCAAUGUUUUGGUCUGUGGCCCCAAUGGUUGUGGGAAGAGCUCCCUGUUCAGAGUUCUUGGAGAGCUCUGGCCUCUGUUCGGUGGACGCCUAACCAAGCCUGAGAGGGGGAAGCUUUUCUACGUGCCACAGAGGCCGUACAUGACCCUGGGAACCCUGCGGGAUCAGGUGAUCUACCCAGACACCUUUGAGGACCAGAAGAAGAAAGGCAUUUCUGAUCAGGUACUGAAGGAGUACCUGGACAACGUCCAGCUGGGACACAUCCUGGACAGGGAGGGGACGUGGGACACCGUGCAGGACUGGAUGGACGUUCUCAGUGGAGGGGAGAAGCAGAGGAUGGCGAUGGCACGGUUGUUCUACCACAAGCCCCAGUUUGCCAUUCUGGAUGAGUGCACCAGUGCCGUGAGUGUGGAUGUGGAGGACUACAUCUACAGCCACUGCAGAAAGGUUGGCAUAACCCUUUUCACAGUUUCUCACAGAAAAUCCCUGUGGAAGCACCACGAGUACUACCUCCAUAUGGACGGGAGGGGGAAGUAUGAAUUCAAACCCAUCACUGCAGAGACGGUGGAGUUUGGGUCAUGAGAAGAGUGUGACUUCAGCACAGCACAACGGGAGAAGAUGCUCAUUAAUUCUGCACUAAAUCAAGUUGUAAACUAACCUUAUAAAAUGACUUUUAAUCAAGGAUAACUUGGUUUUGACUCUAUUUAAGUCCAAUUAAAAAAAAAAAAAAGUUUUGUUGUUAACGAUUGUAUAUACAUUGUCAUUAAUAUCGUUAAUAAUUUCCGGAUAGAUACACUGGAUUGAAUUCAUGGGCUAAUCUGGAAUUAAAUACAUUUUCACUAUAUUACAGUGAUUCGGUUUAGUUUUUAACCAGGAAAAGCUAGUUAGCACAGGUGUAAAUGCAGGAAUCUUGUGUGGUCUAUUACAGGGACAGUGCAGCCCUGGUCUUAGUGUACUAGAUGCUGCUGCUUGUUAUUCUGGGCAGUCCAUUAGUUCCCUAAUGGGAGCAGUUAUCAUGCCACGUCUGUGCUGAUGAUCAUGUGCCCAUGGCACUACGUAGCUAAUGAUUGAAAGGCCUUGUUAAUGGGAAUGGUUGGGAGUGCUCCAGUUGAAAGGUUGUUGACCAUAGUUUUAGGAAAUAGAGUUAUGCUCUAUAGUCUGAAGGGUUGUGGGAUCUGCAAACCAGCCUCAUUUUCUUUCAUAAAUCAAAUCAGAUGCCUCUUUUCUUCACUUUCCAGUGUAACAUAACAAUAAUCUGUUGUAAGUUAUCUGUAAGUUGGAACUGUUCAAAAAUAAAGACUGAAGCUCAUGGUUUUGUACUGGUAACUGCAAUAACAUAUGUACGGUACUCCUAGGUUAGCGUGUGGACCUGGUUUAAGCUGAACUGUACAUUUUCAUUAAAGAAUUAAUCUAAAACCUG
Molecule: messenger RNA, 2868 nt
Organism: Anguilla anguilla (European eel)
Lineage: Eukaryota; Metazoa; Chordata; Actinopteri; Anguilliformes; Anguillidae
Gene: abcd3a
Product: ATP-binding cassette, sub-family D (ALD), member 3a
Exons: 23
Coding region: 48-2030 (660 amino acids)
Biological process (GO): fatty acid beta-oxidation; very long-chain fatty acid catabolic process; long-chain fatty acid import into peroxisome
Cellular component (GO): peroxisome; peroxisomal membrane
Molecular function (GO): ABC-type transporter activity; ATP hydrolysis activity; ATP binding
Source: RefSeq, a predicted model, not a curated record